Hyalella azteca is the source of this 1685-nucleotide messenger RNA. RefSeq lists its product as uncharacterized. Lineage: Eukaryota; Metazoa; Arthropoda; Malacostraca; Amphipoda; Hyalellidae. Gene Ontology annotation, biological process: regulation of DNA-templated transcription. The record is from RefSeq and is a predicted model, not a curated record. Gene Ontology annotation, molecular function: DNA-binding transcription factor activity.
AUAUGAUUGUGAGGACUCACAGGAGGAAAGCCUCCGCUGUGCCAAGCAUCCGUUCAUGUUCAUCAUCAAAGCUGCCAGAAACAUGAAGAUCCUGCCAUCACCUAGCUACCAGUCAGGCCCUUACUAUCAGGACUUGGAGAUUGUCUCUGUUGCCAAUGAAACUGUCAAGUUCAGUUUUUCAAUGCAGUGCCUGAACUCGUGCACACAAGUGUGCUCUGACCGUAUCAUCCAAUUCAAGCACUUGGAUAACACAUGGAAUGCAUUGGAGACAUCAGACUGGAAGAUUCGUGUGUGUCGGAUCCCCAAACGCGACCACGAAUUGUGGUUCAAGUCUCUGGACCGCGAGACCGGCAAGAAGAGCCGCCCGCUCUACGGAGGCAUGGCAGCAGCCAAGCGUGUGAAAUUAGAGGAUGGAAACCCCAGCGGCACGUGGGAAGCUCCAGCUGUGAUCCAAAUGAGCCCUCAAAAAAUCAAGAGAGAGAUCAUAGCAAGCUCCCCAAUGAAGGCCAUGAGGCUUUCUUGCUUCGAUGAUCCGGUGAUCUUUACCAUAAGCGACCUUCAGCAAAAUCCUCUAUUGCCGGAAAAACAAGAAAUGGUCGCUGAAGAGCCACCUCUUGCGUCAUUGGUAGCUCCGCCUGUUAGGCAAUAUGAAGUUUCGCUUCCUGCUAAGUUUGAUGCUGUUCAGCAGUUUGAAGGUCCUCUUGUUGCACCGGAGGUUCAGCCAUAUCGCUUUCUGGGGGAAAUGAACAAUGAACAAGAUUUUGUGCUCAUCAAGCAAAUUAUUGCUCGCAUGAAAGGACGAGUCCUAGAAUUCAAACCCUCAAAUUAAAUUAACUAAAUUCCUUCUGUUACUGCACCACCGUCAUUUCUUUGGCUUAGACUGAAUUUUUAAUUGGAUGCAUAUGUGAAAUAAGGAAUGUGAUAUUAUGGGGAUAAUUAUUCAAAUGAAACUUGCAUCUAUAGAUUUGGUAGCGUCAAUAAUUUAGAAGAUUCUGAUUAUAUUGUUUAGUUUCUGAAGCCUAUGGGUACAGCCUUAUUCCUAUUAAACAAAAGCAAUUGGCUCAACUAAUUUGCUGUAGUUUGAGGUCUUUAAUAUGCAUGCUUUCUGUUUUAUCAUUCUUAUAUCGUGCUUAGUAUUCGCAACCUGCGUCUGCAUCUUGCUAUUUUACUACGUAUAACAUUUUAUUAGCAAUAAGUUUGAUUUAUAUCUAUUAUGCACUCAUUUAAUCAUAUUCUAAUAAGCCUAAUUAACCUAAAAGCAAUUCAUGCUUAGGCCGACUGAAUCAUCGCCAUAUUUUGAGACUGUAUCUUUAAUGCCAGUCUCGGUAUCACACUUGCGCUGUGGCAUUGGCAUGCUAUGGGUCAUCUCACUGACUAUCGCUAUUUGUUACGUAUGUCAAAAUGUUGUUUCAUGAUUGAUGCUAAAGCAAAUUUCACACUUUUUAUUGCCCAUUUUUGUUGAUUCUUUGGCUAGUGGCGUUCCGGAAGGUUUUAUUGUUCUGUUGAUUAUAUUUUUAUUUUGUUACAAGCAGAGUUUUAUGUUAUUUCUUUAUUUUUGUUUAGACGCAAGCACCUCUUUAUUCGGGGAAAAAAUGUAAUUCCUGUUAAUGUAACAGGUCUGUAUACCUUGUUCUGCCUGGUAUUUCCACGCUCACUUGUGUUCUGAAUUAAAUUUUAAAAUUCGA